Molecule: messenger RNA, 3109 nt
Organism: Dimorphilus gyrociliatus
Lineage: Eukaryota; Metazoa; Annelida; Polychaeta; Dinophilidae
Source: the annotation of a GenBank genome assembly
AUUAGCGGUUUCAUUGAAUUACCACAUGACCGUAACCUUCUCAAACUUUGUAAAAACUGAGCUUACAGAUCAUUGAUAAUGAAGAAUUUAAUUAAAUUUACUCAAAUUUUGAAUAGAAUACAGUUUAAUAUUGAUCGAUGCAUUAGUUCGUUGCUAUUUAAUGAUAAAUUUAGGUUUGCUUACGAUGUUGCUCCACCUGUACAACAAUCAUCAGAAAACAAUCAAUUAUCCUUAAAAGAUAUUGUCAAUGAUUCUAUAUUGUGGGCUGUGCCUAAAAGUAGACGAAGCGUUGAGCGAAGAUUCACCCGAAGGAUGCGAUUUCAUAAACAUUUCGAACAUGCUACUCCAAAAAAAAAUAUUACACCUUGCUUAGAAUGUGGUAAUUGGAUGGAAAGAGGAACAAUAUGUGGUCACUGCUAUGAAAAAGUAAGAGAUGAAACAGAAGAGAUGCAAAAUAAAAUUCCUGAGAAAAUUAGGAAUUUUGAUGCUCCAACAAAAGAAAUUCAAUUUCAUUAUGAGGAUGAUGACCCUCAAAUUAGGAAAGAAAAUAAGUAUAUUGUUGAUAUGAAGAAGAAACGGCCGACGUGGUUUAACGCCAAUUUAUUGUCUAAAGGUUUUGGACGUUAUUCUUAAAAAAUAUUUAACCUUAAAAAAUAAACGAUUCCCUUUUCUCUACCAGAAUUAAAUUUCGAACACGCUAUUAAUGGAACACAAAACCCAAAACUCCCAUACACUAGCACCAUUUUCCAGACAAAUUUUAACGCUUAUAAAAGUAGUGUCCGACUAGAAAAGUUUGAGCACAAUCGAUAUUAUAACUAUUGGCACUCUGAUACUUAUUCACAGUAUCACUGUGCUUAAUUUGUUAUGAAAAUAUAUAAUUUAACAUGAAAAGUAGAACAUGGACGGAGAUUCCAAACGCAACGAUUUCCUUACAUAUUGAAAUGACUUUAUCCUCAAAACCUCAUUUUUUUGAUUUACACAACAACAAAAUACUACAUAAACAUAAAAUCGAUGAUUUUACUUUUCCCACAUAAAAUUUUCAAACGAGACGACAUACAUACAAAUUUUCGUUUAAUACGGCUUAGCAUCAUUCUUCGGUCUCUUCAGCUGAACCUUUAGGCGUUUCGUGCCUAUUUGAAAACCAUUCAUCGACUGAAUCGCGGCAUGUGCUGAUACAGGAUUGUCAUAACUCACAAAACCAAAACACUUGCUUAAGUUUGUUGCCUUGUCGAUGAAUACUUUAGCGGAUAUUAAAUUACCAAAGGGCGAGAAAGUCUGUAAAAGAUCGUUGUCUGUGAACUCGGGUGGUAGGUGAUAAAUGAACAGAUUGGCUCCAUUCGGUCCUUCAGUCUGUCGAUUUGAACCAUUGGCAGCCACGGGUGUUUGAGGACUGCAAUUAGGAGGCGAUUGCUGCUGGUUGUAUUGUUGAACUCCUGAGUAGGCUUGAGUGAAAGCUUCGGAGCCUGAUCCAACCAUUUGAGCUAUCAAAGAGUUUAAGUUGUUCUGUUGAUGGGCUUCAACUUGUCCUAGUAGUCCUAAUUGCGCCAAAUUUGAAAUCAAGUUAGGAUUAGCAGCUAGUGCUGACGCCGCGGAAAUAACUUGUUGCAAAUAAUUAACUUGCUGUGAUUGUUGUUGGGGUUGCUGCUGACCAGUCGUUUGAAGUACUUGUUGAAGCAUUUGUAUAUAUUGUGGGGGUACAUUGUUCAAGUUUAAACCCGGAAUACUUGCUUGAGGGGCAGUGGGAUUCGGUUGUUGAACAGUUCUUUUGGCAUCCUUGUCCUUUUGAGUGUCGGCUAACUUGACAACAAUCGGUGAUCUACAACCCUCCAUAGUCUGACUAUGAUGCAUUGCUCUUAUAGCAGCUGCUGCAGAGGAUCUGCUUGAAUAAGUAACAAAUGCGCAUCCUUUGCUACAACCGCUUUGCUCUCUUAAUAUUGUACAUUCUUCGAUUUGGCCGAACGAUUGGAAGAUGUCACGAACAUCUGUCUCAUUAAGUUGCUUUGAUAGCAUACCUACAAAGAGCUUCCUCUCCUCAAUAUUUCUUUUCUCAGAAUCAGCCGGCUUCAUUUGUAUAGGAUGCGCCAUUCCAGGUAAUGUUCUCACAUUAUGCAAAGCAUUUUGAGCGGAUAAAGCAGAUAACCUAUUGUAAUAAGUUACGAAACAACAUCCCUUACUCGAACCAGUUUGCUUAUCCCUCAGGAUACUCAAUUGAUAAAUGGGUCCGAAUUCAUCCAAUACUUGGCGUAAAUCGCUUUCUUCCAUAGUACGUGGGAUUUGCCCAACAAACAUCUUGAUCGCAUCGCUAUCUGGUUCAGUCAUUUUUCCUAGAUUUUAUAGUUUGUUACGAUGUCACUCUGAAAAGCUUUGGAUGUUUGGUCUACAUUUUUUAAAAAAUGCUUUACUCUAUAACUAAGAUGGCGGAUGUUGGUCAAUAAGCAAGUGUUAACCAAUCACCACCAGUCUUCUUUUUUAAAAUCACUCAAUAUCCAAUGUGAAAACGUAUAAGAAAAUAGAUCACGUGACCCCCCUACAGUAUAUAAAAAAUAAUAGAAUAUCCUCAUAAUGUAUUUACCGGUUUUUAACCGGUUUCCGGUUAUUUGAAAUAUAUAGACUUUCAAUAAUUAUCUAUUCCCAAAUCUGGAAUUGCAUGCAGAUUGCAUUUUUCUUCUAAAUUUAAAAUAUUAUAAUAAUUCUUUUAGGACAAAGCUUUUACUAAUAUAUUUUCUUCAUUUUAAAACUACCAUUUAGCAUAAGAUCAACUAUCAUAUUUCAAUCAUUUAUCCUCUAAAUGACUACGACGGAAAUUAAGUGUAUUUUAAAAGAAAGUUAAUUUACACAGUUUAAUGGGCAGUCAUUAGCAAAUCAAUGUAAUUGAAGUUAUUGAACUAGAGAAGUGAAGAAGAGUUUCACAGUUGCCAUACUUUAUUUAAAGAUUUUCUCUUUUUUCAAAAAGAAAUUGAUAUAACUAUAUUUGAUCUCAACACUUGUAUGAUAUUUUAGUUAACAGCUUAUUGAGGCAAACAUAACAUUGAUAACAUAGUUAUAUUUACGAUUCUAUAUUUAGUUAGUAUGACGUAAUUUAUAAAAAUCGGAUUUAUUUACCUUUAAA